Acanthochromis polyacanthus (spiny chromis) is the source of this 3937-nucleotide messenger RNA. RefSeq names its product GTPase IMAP family member 9 (gene gimapl). NCBI's taxonomy places the organism in Eukaryota, Metazoa, Chordata, Actinopteri, Pomacentridae. Bases 122 to 928 code for a protein of 268 amino acids. The record is from RefSeq and is a predicted model, not a curated record. Gene Ontology annotation, molecular function: GTP binding. The transcript has 3 exons.
UCCGGUCUGCUGUAAACAGCAGCAGCAGAAGAAGUUCUCCUCAGUAGGAAGUUAUCCGGCUAACGAGCCGCCCGAAGUCAAACAGGACCCAAGAAAGACCAACACCGGGAAUAAAAGGAGCAUGGAGACGAAUAAACCAGUUGAGACGACAGCCACAAAUGCUUCUGCAUCAGAAGAAGAGGCCAAAAAGGCAGCAGCUGCAGCCAAACUAGCCAAUCGUCUCCCUGAAAUCCGUCUGGUGGUGGUGGGCUGGAGGUGGCCAGGGAAGAGCUUAACAGGCAACACCAUCAUAGGCAAAGAGGAGUUUCGCUUGGAACGAGCGGCUGAGUUCUGCGUUACGAGGCAGACGGAGGUGGAUGGACGGCAGGUGACUGUGGUGGACACUCCAGGCUGGUUUUCUGCCCAGGAUACCCCCCCGUCCUACAAAGAAGAGUUAGUCAGGGGAGCCUCUCUUUGUCCUCCAGGUCCACAUGCCUUUCUGCUGGUCAUCCCUGUUGGCAUGUUCACAGAGGUGGACCGUGCUCGCAUCGAGGAGCAUGUGAGCCUCUUCGGUGAGCAUGUGUGGAGGCAUACGAUCGUGGUGUUCACCUGGGCGGAGAUACUGCGGAGCAUUUCCAUCGAGAGAUACAUUCGGAGGGAGGGCAAAGACCUGCAGUGGGUACUGGAGAAAUGCAAGCGCAGGUACUUUGUUAUUAACAACUGCGUGUUCGGGGAGCAUCCCCAGGUCGGACGCUUAAUGGAGAAGGUGGAGAAGGUGGUGGCAGAGGAGGGGGGUCACUACAAUCCAGCGGAGGUGGAGAAGGAGAAGAAACCUCUGGAUGUGAACCAGAAUCCAACCAGGGAUGUGAAUGAGCUGGGGGCCCGACCCAAACAGAACUCUGGACUGGGCCUGUCGAAAGCCAUGGAGGUGGAGCCACUUCCAAAUUAACGUGGCAUGUUUGGCUGAUGGGCCCAAGACUAGCAGAGCCUCCUCCUUCCUGUUCUGAUGACAAAACUGCUUAUAAGACAAGACAGAAAAGGGUAAAUUACUGAAAUGUUUUUGAAUGUACAAACCAGUUUGAUUGACUAUUUAUUUUUAGAAUCAAUAUGUUACUGUGUGUUUUAGUUGUGUGCGUUUUUGACAACGCAUACAUCCUCACUGUUAUAUGAGAGGCCUUUUUAAAACAAUCCCCCGGUUUUCAUGCUGUCUGAACAUUUAUUCGCCCAUUUUAACCUUUAAUGAUAUUUGGAAAAUGUUUGUGAAAGUGUUUUUAGCGCUGUCUGAUGGAAAGGAUGUAUUUUAAUCUAAAACAACGAAGCACAGAUUGUUACAUACAGAGAGUAGCCGUCAUUUUUAAACCCAGUGUGUACACUCCUCAGUCAUGGCGGAUACCGAUGGCACAACUGCACUACUAAGUUGUUGCUGCAAUAUUCUGUUGGUGACUGUUGGUUUUUCCCAUUUGCUGUGACCAAACUGUAAAUGUUUUUCCUUUGUUGUAGUGUUUAUUAUACAGUUAUAUGCAUACAGUUGUAAAACACUUGAACAGUUACUGAUCUUUGUCUGAUGUGUGCUGCCUUUAAAGCAGUUAUUUAGUUACCUAUAAACAGAUCGUUUAGAUGAUUAUAUUACUUUGUGGCAGAGAGAUAUAUUCAAGGAAAUGAUGCGCUACCAUUUAGCUUCAGAGUGGUACACUGAGCCCUUAUUUGGAUUAAGUAGUUUAACUAAAGCAUUUUAAAACUUAAAAUCCCAGAUAAUCACCACUUUGGAAUGUUAUUUGUGCUUUUUUUCUUUGUUGAUGAUCUGCUAAAUGAUAAUCACAAAUAAAUAUAUUUGAUUUUUGGACAAAACAAGCAAUUUUAAGAUGGAAAUUUGGGUUUUUCAGUUUAAAAACAAAAUGAUUAUUCAAAGAUGUAGCAAUAUGUGCCUGCUAUUGCAGAAAUGCAAUAUUUUUCAAGUAAACUGAGGAGGAAAACAGGUUUGAUGUUAGUAAAGAAAGUACUUUUGUAGCGCUGACUAGUUUUCUACUGUUUCAAGUUGACACUGUGCUGUUUUCAGGCUCUGAAAGAGUUUAUUCUCCAUGAUGACAGUGUUUGGCAGCUGUUUUUGCAGCACAUGAGAGGUUUCUAAGGGGAGCACUGGUGUGGCACCCUAUGAGGAGACAUCUCCAUCCAGGAGAAGCUAGAAAGUCGACACACAAGGAUCUUGGCGUUGCUUUCCUUUCAGAGCCACGCUUAGAACUGAGCGCUGAAGUGCCUUUCUUUUUGCCUCUUUAUAUUAAAGCUCUUUUAUGCAGAAUUUCUAUAACUUUUAACUUAAUCUGAAAAAAAAAUGCAGUGCUAUGAGUGAAAGACUGCUUUUGAUUCUUUCAUGUACAUGUAAUAUUCCACUGAUUAACAUGGGCAUGGACAAAGCAGACAAAACAGAAUAUAAAGCAUUUUUAAAAAUCAGCUUUCUUUGUGGAUACAAACAGCCAAACACUGUAAGCAUACCUGCUGUUUGUUGGCAGGAAAACUCUACAGGGCACAUUUGUUUCUUCUUUGUUGAAAAGGAAGAACUUAGGAGAAAAUUAUGUAGUUUUGGGCUUCCAGCAGGCUGUGCAAGCAGAAAGAAAGACUCCCCAGUUUUCUGUUUGCUAUGAUUGUAUAAUGCAGACCAUCUUGUGAGGGCAGCCACAUUAAGUGCUCUUAUGUAGGCAAUCAGUGGGACUCAUUUAGUGCUUUUUCACGGUGAUUGUUGCUCUUUCUAACAGGGAAGGUCAGCUGCUCGAGACAGACUCUUGAAUCAUCUGUUAAGAGUUGUGUAACUGUUUUUGUAAGCCUUUGCUUGCUUCCUCCUCUUUGUAAUCUGUGUUGAACUCCAGAUGAAUCAGGUGGUUGAAAUAUACACAAACAACAGUUGCAUAGCCUGUUUUGAAUAAUAUAGGUUCUUGAACAUAUCCUUCUACUACACAUCUUUAACUGUAAAUGUUACUCAGUUGUACUCCCUGGGAUGCUGUUAGGUUUAGAUUGGGUUACCUGGGUGUAAAUCAGGUACUAGUAGAGCAGCUGCGAGUUCCAAAGUUAGAAAUCUUUGCCUUUAAUCUGUAGUUUUUUGUAAAUAUCACAGAUCAGCCUCUUUCUUGGCCAUCAGAAGCGGCUGGUUUUCAUUCUUUUCUCCACUGGGAUGCACAGUGACCAAAAUAGAUAGAUGGAAAACCAGCAAGGUCCUGAGACCCAUAAUUAAAAAAACUGAAUUAAAGCCAUUUCCUGUAGGAAUGCUCUGUAUAUUAUAGGUGUGUUUUAUAGAAUUAGUUGCUAGUGUUUUGCACUCACUAAUGAGUACGGCAGACGCAGUGCUGUAUGCUCAGAUAUGCACUGUGACUGUUUAACACACUCUGGGUCAAUGUAAACAUGUUGGCUGACAUUUAAUACUGAAGCCUGAAGUCGGAAACAUAUUGACUGUAGACCCGUUUCCCUCAAGUCCCUGAGGAGUUAUUUUUACUAAUAUUUUCUUUUAGGUUUAAAGAGUUGAAUAAUUCCAAAUAUGGCUGCAGACGUGGGUCAGAAUGCCACUUAUUUAAAGAGGGAGACUCUUUAGAAUGAAGGCAACAGAAUUAACACACUGACUGAAACAAAGAAGAUUGGUAAAAAAAAAAUAUAUAUAUAUAAAGCUAAUGUAUAUACAUGUAGAACACUGACUAAAACUGCUUUUAGGCACGUAACCUAAUGUAAUACACCUUUGUAGCAGUGUUUCCUAAUACACUGACCCUGUGAUGCAUCUGAAUCAAGUUACUCUUUACGAAGUCAUGAACAAGGAAGAGUCACAUUUCUGGGCUUUUACUGUAACCCAUGUUCCCAUCUUUUUAGCCAACACUAUUUAGGUUCACUUGUAAUUAAAAUGGAAUGGCUGUAUUAUACCAAGAACUGCAGUGUCUGUGUUUUCUGUUAGGUCCAAAUAAAUGUGUAUGUUUUGAUCUAC